AUUUUAGUUGUGAUUACAGAACGUGUGUUUAAAAAGCAUAAACCAUGAAGAACUAAAUCAUAAACUAAUCCUGUACGCGUGUUCUGCCCUCUCUUAAGUCAUACCCAAAAACAACCAAACCCACUUUGUUCACUUUCUACUUCUCUCUUCUCCUGUCUCUGUUGAGACCACAUAAAAACACUGCUCCUGCUCUUGCACACCUGCAUAUCUAGUCUCAGUCUUGCUUGCUUCGUGAAGAUGGGAUCUGGAGGAUCUGGAUCUGGUGCUGGAACCUUCCUUAAAGUUAUUGCUAUGAACAUUGAUGUUCUUGCUGGGCCUUUGGUCAGUCUUGCUUAUCCACUGUAUGCAUCAAUUAGGGCAAUAGAGACGAAGUCGGUUGUCGAUGACCAGCAAUGGCUUACAUAUUGGAUUUUGUAUUCCAUGAUAACCCUUUUUGAGCUUACCUUUGCCAAAGUCAUUGAAUGGAUACCUAUUUGGUCAUAUGCCAAGCUGAUUGUAACAUGUUGGUUGGUCAUACCAUACUUCAGUGGUGCGGCAUAUGUUUAUCAGCACUAUGUGAGGCCUUUUUACCAGAACCCAAAGACCGUCAACAUUUGGUAUGUCCCCAGGAAGAAAGAUGUUUUUAGUAAACCUGAUGAUAUUCUGACAGCUGCGGAAAAGUAUAUCGAAGAAAAUGGACCAGAAGCAUUUGAACAGAUUAUUCACAGGAGUGCUGGUGAUAGGGCAGCAAGUUCCUCAAGUGGCAGUUUCUUCUUCUCAGGCGAGGAUUACAGAUAUUGAGAUACUUCUGAACUGCUGCUGCAUACUGGAUUAAUCAUAUGAACAAAACUUGGUUAUGCAACUUGCCGUCAGUAGGUUUUGAGUUUGGAAAUAUGUUAAUCGUUUUUCUAAUAUAACCAUUAACUUGGUAUUUGCUCUCUUCUCCUUAAGAUUUUAGAAAGUAAAUUCUGUUAUCUCAUUAUGUGUAAGGUUUCAUUUUCUGUCUUAGGCUUUUACUGUGCAAGCAAUGCAUUGUAUAUAUUGCAUCUUCCUGGUA
Daucus carota subsp. sativus is the source of this 1036-nucleotide messenger RNA. RefSeq names its product HVA22-like protein a. Bases 238 to 780 code for a protein of 180 amino acids. The record is from RefSeq and is a predicted model, not a curated record. The transcript has 5 exons. NCBI's taxonomy places the organism in Eukaryota, Viridiplantae, Streptophyta, Magnoliopsida, Apiales, Apiaceae.